GUAUAUAACAUAAGAAGGAAGCCGAAAACCUAACCUCAGACCUCCCGCGCAGCUUCGCUUUCUGCCUCCGAAUCCUCUCUCUCGCAGGCUCCGUCUCUGCAAGUUCAAAAUGUCUCUGGUGGCCAAUGAGGAGUUCCAGCACAUUCUGCGUGUCCUCAAUACGAACGUGGACGGAAAGCAGAAGAUAAUGUUCGCUCUUACCUCCAUCAAAGGUAUCGGCCGCCGCUUCGCCAACAUCGUCUGCAAGAAGGCCGACGUAGACAUGAACAAGAGAGCUGGUGAGCUAACUGCUGCUGAGCUGGACAAUCUCAUGACUAUUGUUGCCAACCCUCGGCAGUUCAAAAUCCCAGACUGGUUUUUGAAUAGGAAGAAGGAUUACAAGGACGGGAAGUACUCUCAGGUGGUGUCCAAUGCAUUGGACAUGAAGUUGAGAGAUGAUUUGGAACGGUUGAAGAAGAUUAGGAACCAUCGUGGUCUAAGGCACUACUGGGGUCUUCGUGUUCGUGGCCAGCACACCAAGACCACAGGCCGCAGGGGGAAGACCGUUGGUGUCUCUAAGAAGCGUUGAGCUUUUUUCUUUCUUUGUUUUAAACAAUUAAAUAUAUGGUUGGGCAAGCCAGGUUUUUUGUUAUUUAACAUGUUUGAUUAGACAUUAUUAGAGUUUUUGUUCUGUGGUUGUGGUUGGAUGUUUCACUAUGGUUGGGUUUUGAACCUUGUAGCCCUAUUAGUGUUCUCAUUUGCUCAAUUUUGGUUCUUCUAUGGUUCUGUCUAA
Messenger RNA from Corylus avellana, 772 nucleotides. RefSeq names its product Ribosomal protein S13/S18 family (gene PFL). Gene Ontology annotation, biological process: translation. Gene Ontology annotation, molecular function: structural constituent of ribosome; RNA binding. Gene Ontology annotation, cellular component: small ribosomal subunit; cytosol; ribosome. Lineage: Eukaryota; Viridiplantae; Streptophyta; Magnoliopsida; Fagales; Betulaceae. The record is from RefSeq and is a predicted model, not a curated record.